AUGACUAUCGAUGCUCUUGCAAAAGUUGCUCCGAAAAUACAAGUCCAACUUGAUCGGGUGGUGGAUGUAGUUCAUCGUCUUGGUCGCAAAUCUUCUCCGUCAAAUGUGAAUUCUAAGCGGGCCAUCGUCAUUCUCUUCUCGAUGCGCAUCUACCGUGACGAGGUCUGGAGGGCUGCCAAAAACUCCAAGUUCUUACUGGAUAACAACCUUCGCAUCUCUGAAUUACUGUCACCUGAAGAUAAAGCAGCAAGAGAGAAACUGUGGCCAAGGGUGAAGAAGGCUCGGGAAGAAGUUCUGUCUAGGUAUGUGCCAAGAUGUCCUGAUGGGCUUGAGAAGAUUUUGAUCGGUGGUGACAGGCUCACAGAGGGCAAUUGCCAUAAUAUCCAGCUGGCGUUUGCUGAUGGGGAGACAGAGGAGGACCGUCUGGAAGGCCUCGUUUUCAAAUUUGAAGACUGGCACGCAAUUAGAAAUCUCUUUGAGAUAUAUCAUCAGAUCUUCUUUAACAAAGCAUCUGCCAAAGACCAUGGCACAAUACUCGCCAACAUGAAUCUCUUGAGGAGUCCUCCCCUAAAGAUGAUCUUUGCCAACCAUGAAUUUGGCGUGGAUAUAUGAACUGUGCAAUUUUCUGGAAAAGGACAGCCACCAUGAAUUCGGCUGCUUUCCGUUGGUCGUUUA
This is a messenger RNA of Rhinichthys klamathensis goyatoka, 675 nucleotides long. RefSeq lists its product as uncharacterized. The transcript has 4 exons. NCBI's taxonomy places the organism in Eukaryota, Metazoa, Chordata, Actinopteri, Cypriniformes, Leuciscidae. The coding region runs from base 1 to 612 and encodes 203 amino acids. The record is from RefSeq and is a predicted model, not a curated record.